Phanerochaete carnosa HHB-10118-sp is the source of this 1692-nucleotide messenger RNA. RefSeq lists its product as uncharacterized. Bases 1 to 1692 code for a protein of 563 amino acids. The transcript is spliced from 4 exons. Lineage: Eukaryota; Fungi; Basidiomycota; Agaricomycetes; Polyporales; Phanerochaetaceae. The record is from RefSeq and is a predicted model, not a curated record.
AUGGCCACCGCCAGCAGCCCUCGAUACUCCACCACGGGCCGCCACCACUCACACGGGUCGUCUCGUCCUGUCAUUCCAGAAGGCGGCCCUCCACGUUACGACAUGAGGCCAUUUCGUCCUGCAUACUCGCCGAACCCGGAAGCCAGCCCCGCAGCAUUGGCCCGAUCGCCGCCUCCGAGGUCCCAUCGGACCUACAUGCAACCCGCACUGCAACAAGCUCCUCCACACCCUGAGAACUUCAGCGGUAUGGGUAGACAAGCGGAAGAGCCUGGUUUCUACAUAGACGCACGUCUUCGCAACAUUGAUGCGCGUCUUCACAACAUGGAGGCAUCAGUCGCCGAACGCGUCUUCAUGCAAUCGCAGUCAUCGUCGACGCCCCCGCCCGACAGAUUUGCAGCCAGGCAUGGUUCUGCCCCGCAAGCAUCGGACGGGGUGGUGCGCUACCUCCUAGAGGUGACGGAGGACUUACGGAGGCGUGUGGAGGCAAUAGAGGAACGCCCCCGUGAUAACGUACCAAUUCAGAUAGUGGUGCACCAAUCUCCUUCAGGAAGCACAUCUGGCAGCGAUCAGCCUUCUACUCCCCCUGCCGUUCCGAUCUUGCCACCCACACCCGUGAUAUCUGAACGCAGUGCUCAAGAGAUUUACACUUACAGCUCCGAAGAGCCCUUUGCUCCGAUUAGACGCGUUUCUGCCGAGGAGUUUGAUAGCGGGACCCGGCUUGUCCCAUUUAUGGACAUUACGGAGGCUGGAUUAGCUGCUCUCUUGUACCCGUUCUUCUCUAGCGACAUUCCACUCGCUGCGGAGGCAGUGUCUGAGACCAAUAUCCAGCCCGUUGUCGCUCCCUCGACGUAUGGUGGCACCGAGGCAGGGGAUCAACAUGAGCAGCCUGAGUGGCCUGAGACUCUGAGUCUAUCUUUUCAACACUCAUCUCCCAAAAAACAAAUGGCAGUGGCACCUCGUUUGGACGAACCAUUGUCCCCAGACUCGCAAAAUUCACAGCCCAGUUCCGUACAUUCUCCUCAGACGCCGGAGUCCCCUUUGACGCCUCCUCCUUGGACCCCAUACUCCGCUCCGGCGCCUCUCCUUCAGAUACCAGGGCCCACUCUGGCCCAUCAGCAGGCACCGCAACAGGUGCCAAUGGUUGUAGACUCUCCUGACAUCGGAGGAGCGCUGCCCGCCUUGCCGCAGGAUGUCUCGCAGCCAUUUGCGCUGGUACACCACCUCUUUGGGGUAAUAGGGAGUUUGGAGUCGCGUGUGGCGGUCCUAGAAGGACAAGUGUCCGGUGUUCGGCCCCGCGGCCACACUGUAUCGGGCAUUUCAAUGGUACCACCUUCGCAGCCCGAGGGAAGCUUGCCAGAAAGUGUGUCCUACGCCGGCUACGCGGCAUCUCCUUCGAUGCUGACCAGGGAGCAUUCCUACGUCGUACCACUUUCAAUGGCAUCUCCCAUGCUUGUGCCUUUCCCGAGCUCUUCUUCUUACUCUUCCGCCUCUCCAAUCGCCAUCCCCGAGACCGACGCUCAAGGUGCCCAAGGGUCUAGGAAACCCUCUAUCGCGGUAUCCGCCCCGAUGGAGCCAUCUGGUGAGAGGUCUGCUGGUGCACCAGUGACCAUUCAAAAUCAGGCGACGACUCAUCCGGACACAGGAUCCAGCCUUUGGUCGCGGGUCACACGGUGGUGGCAAGCCCAGCCUUGA